Messenger RNA from Kogia breviceps (pygmy sperm whale), 3377 nucleotides. Its product is annotated as zinc finger protein 182. Lineage: Eukaryota; Metazoa; Chordata; Mammalia; Artiodactyla; Physeteridae. Gene Ontology annotation, cellular component: nucleus. Gene Ontology annotation, molecular function: DNA-binding transcription repressor activity, RNA polymerase II-specific; RNA polymerase II transcription regulatory region sequence-specific DNA binding. The record is from RefSeq and is a predicted model, not a curated record. Gene Ontology annotation, biological process: negative regulation of transcription by RNA polymerase II.
GGGGGGUCACUGAUGUGGGAGGUUGUGGGGUGGACCGAGAGGUCAGCGAAUGAGGGUUUGUGGGCUCAAUGGUAGACAAAGUUAUGGGGCUAUUCGGGGUUGAAUGGGGCAUAUUAAACGUUGACUUUUACACAUUUUCCAGCACAGUGACCUGCGCUAAGGGUUCAUACGCACCCCUCAAGCUCCUCCUUAGGCGCCCCCGCCUCUCCCUCUGUUCCUCUCCCCUUGCCCGAGCCCCGAGGUAGGGGCCUUGUGUGAAUGCUCCAGCUGAAGUGAAUCUGCACCCGAAGGCUUCCUUCUGGCUCCUGGGCAAGACGUCCCCAGUGAGCUCAGGCUUCACACAUCUCUGUCUUUUCCCAAGAAGAGCAGGAAAUGGCCAAACCCCAGGGACUCAUGACAUUUGAGGAUGUGGCUGUGGAUUUCACCCAGGAGGAGUGGCAGUACCUGAACCCUCCACAGAGGAACCUGUACAGAGAUGUGAUGCUGGAGACCUACAGCAACCUGGUCUCUGUGGCAGGGCAGCAGGUUACCAAACCAGAUCUCAUCCUCAAAUUGGAGGUAGAAGAGCCAUGCCUGCCAGAAGGAAAAAUCCCAAUUUGGAGCUUUCCAGAAGAAGCCUGCCAGGUUGAUGAACAGUUUGAGAUACAGCAUCAGGAUGACCAAGAUAAAUAUCUGAUGCAAGUUGGAUUCCCUGACAGGAAAACAAUUACCACCAAGAGUGGCCUUGACUAUAAUGAAUUUGGAAACAUACUUCAUCUGAGUACAAACCUUGUUGCUUCAAUACAAAGGCCGCAUAAAUAUGAGUCAUUUGGAUAUAAUAUGGUAGAUAAUUUAGACUUAUUUAGUAGAAGCUCUGCAGGAAAGAAACAUGAUAAUGAAUGUGCAAAAUUAUUCUUCCAUACUGAGUAUGAGAAAACAACUCCUGGAGUAAAACCCUAUGGAUAUAAAGAGUGUGGGAAGACCCUCAGGCAAAAGAAAGGUCUUAGUCUACAUCAGAGAAUUAAAAAUGGAGAGAAACCCUUUGAAUGUACUGCAUGUAGGAAAACCUUCAGCAAGAAGUCACACCUCAUUGUACAUUGGAGAACUCAUACAGGAGAGAAACCUUUUGGAUGUACCGAAUGUGGAAAAGCCUUUAGCCAAAAAUCUCAGCUCAUUAUACACCUGAGAACUCAUACAGGAGAGCGACCCUUUGAGUGUCCAGAAUGUGGAAAAGCCUUCAGAGAAAAGUCAACUGUCAUUAUACAUUACAGGACUCAUACGGGAGAGAAACCUUAUGAAUGUAACGAAUGUGGAAAAGCCUUCACUCAGAAGUCAAACCUCAUUGUCCAUCAGAAAACCCACACAGGAGAAAAAACUUAUGAAUGCACCAAAUGUGGGGAAUCUUUCGUACAGAAGCUGGAUCUAAUUAUACAUCAUAGUACUCAUACAGGAAAGAAACCCCAUGAAUGUAAUGAGUGUAAGAAAACUUUCAGUGAUAAGUCAACUCUCAUUAUACAUCAAAGAACUCAUACGGGAGAGAAACCUCAUAAAUGUACGGAAUGUGGGAAGUCUUUCAAUGAGAAGUCAACCCUCAUUGUGCAUCAGCGAACUCAUACAGGAGAGAAACCCUAUGAAUGUGAUGUAUGUGGGAAAACCUUCACCCAAAAGUCAAACCUUGGUGUACAUCAAAGAACUCAUUCAGGAGAGAAACCCUUUGAAUGUAAUGAAUGUGAGAAAGCAUUCUCUCAGAAAUCCUAUCUCAUGCUACACCAGAGAGGUCAUACAGGAGAGAAGCCCUAUGAAUGCAAUGAAUGUGAAAAAGCAUUUUCCCAGAAAUCAUAUCUCAUUAUACAUCAAAGAACGCAUACAGAGGAAAAACCCUAUAAAUGUAAUGAAUGUGGCAAAGCCUUCAGAGAAAAGUCGAAGCUCAUUAUACAUCAGAGAAUCCAUACAGGAGAGAAGCCCUAUGAAUGUCCUGUAUGUUGGAAAGCUUUCAGCCAGAAGUCACAGCUCAUAAUACAUCAGCGAACACACACAGGAGAGAAACCCUAUGCGUGCACUGAGUGUGGCAAAGCCUUCAGAGAAAAAUCAACAUUCACUGUACAUCAGAGAACUCAUACUGGAGAGAAACCCUAUAAGUGUACAGAAUGUGGGAAAGCCUUUACUCAAAAGUCAAAUCUUAUUGUACAUCAGAGAACACAUACAGGAAAGAAAGCCCAUGGGAAAGGCCAUACCCGGAAGUCUAAGCUCAUUGCACAUUAGAGAGUCAACAAUGCAGUUAUCUUCACUGAAGGAAAGUUUUGUCAGUUUAAGUAAACAUUUUAAAAGUAUGUUCUGACUUCUGGUUUAAAUAUGGGGAGUAAAGUCAGCCUUCUUUUCUUUCCAUCUCAGUCUUCACCCAAAAGCUACUAGGAGAAAAAGAAGUGGAUGUGUAAUCUCUGUAUCUGACAAAAUUAGGAGAUCACUGAAACCCUGAUGAGAGGGCUGCCAGAGGCAGAGGAAAUCAAGCACCAGUGCAAGGAGAUUUCACAGGCUAGAGAGGAGUGAUCAAGGUUGCAGAUGUGAGAUAGCACUGGUAAGGACUCUUAGCCAAGUUUUAGGCUGAGUGCAAGACCAAGUAGAUACAUAACAAUGGUAACAGAGAGCAUGGGCAGAUGGGACAUUUCCUAGACUCAUUUGGAGUCUCAGGAGAGAAAGGCAGGGGCCUCAACAAGGAAUUGCUCAGACAAGCCAUAUUUGCAGAAAGUAGUCUAUACUCAUGAGAGGAGCAGUUGGCAGGGGCUGGGGAAAGAGAAGGGAGUGUUCUUGUGAAGAACCCAACAGCUACCCCUAUUUACUGACUCUGGAAAGUCAAGUCUGAAAAACCUACCAAAUGCAAAAGUAAUUCCAGUUAGAAAAACUCUGAUCUGCCUAGAAUGUGGCCCCAUUUCUUCCCUUACAUGAACUUCCAGCAAACAAGUCCAGGAAAAACUCUUAUUCAAUGAGGAAUGAUUCCAAGGCAAUCAAAACCAUAAAUGUACAUGGCUUUUGAGCCAGCAAUUCCACUUCUAGGAAUGUAUAUACUCAUGCAUGUACAAAAUGAUGAACACACAGAGGUAUUCAGUGAUGCAGUUUGUGAAAACAAAAGAUUGGAAGCUUUCCACGUGGCUCCUGAAAUCCUGGAAUGUUCGCACAGCAACCUUUUAGGUAGACACACAAAAAAAAUGGAUAAAGAGAACUUGGACACCAUUUGUGUAGUGAUGUGGGAUGACCUCCAAUAUACAUUAUUAGAAAAGCAAGGUGCAGGAUACUGAGGAUAAUAUGCUACCAUUUGUAAGUAAAAGGGAGAACAAAUGGUGAAUACAUAAUUGAGUGUAUAUGCAUAAACUAUCUCUGGAAAGAUACAUGAGAAGCUGGGA